UGGUACCAAGAACCCUAUAUAAACGGAGCCCUCCUCUCUCGUGCCUGGAAACAACCAGGAUCGGUGGGGACAGCUGAAAGCUAGCAAGAAGACUCGUCGCACGAGAUGGAGAAUAACAGCAAAAGUAGCAAGGAUGUCCUGAUGAUAGAGGCACCCCCGGUGAGUCUUUCUCCACUUGGAACUGAGUUCCUGCUCCUGCAGGGUUACACAGCCUCCCCCCGGCUCCCCGGACUACCUUGCAAGAAGCUCUUGAUCGUGGUGGUGGUGGUAGUGGUCAUCGUUUUGGUUGUCCUGGCUUUUGGGCUGAUGGGGCUGCGCAUCACGGAGAAGCACACGGAGACAGUCCUGCAAAUGACCAUCCAAGGCCUGGAUGGGGAGGGCUCCCCACAGCAUCUUUCCAUGAGCAGGAAGGAGAGACUGGCCACCUUCCACGUCAGCAGGGUCAACUCUUCGGCCACCGUGGUGUAUGACUACAGCAACCUCCUGAUUGGCUACAGAUCUUGGCCGGGACAGUCCUGCUACAUCACCAGAAUGAAGAAGGAAAACAUUCAGAGCCUGGAUGCUGCUGUCAAGGUGUUCCAGAACAUCCAGCCCAGGCCUCCGGCGUCAUCCCUCAAAGAGAACGAGGAGGGAACAGACGUGCCACUGGCUGACCGUUCUAUCCUGGGUACCACCAUCAACAUCCUCUGUAGCAGCGUCCCCAUCUACUGGGCUUAGAGGAGGAGAGAUGGGUGAGAGAAGUGAAGACCAAAGACCCAACAGAACAUGCACACCAGCAACAAAAGUCAAACUUCCUGCAACAGGGAUGCUAUGCAAGAGAGAUCCCUGAAAUGGCCCUGUGGGAACCCUCAGCCUUUAGGUAGAGAUCAUAGAAUCGCAGAAUUGGAAGGGACCCAAAGUCUCAUGGAGUCCAACCCCCUGAAAUGAAGGAAUCACAACAGAUGAUAGAUAUAGAUA
This is a messenger RNA of Podarcis raffonei (Aeolian wall lizard), 957 nucleotides long. It is a transcript of the gene SFTPC, whose product is annotated as surfactant protein C. Gene Ontology annotation, biological process: respiratory gaseous exchange by respiratory system. The record is from RefSeq and is a predicted model, not a curated record. Gene Ontology annotation, cellular component: alveolar lamellar body; extracellular region. The transcript has 5 exons. Lineage: Eukaryota; Metazoa; Chordata; Lepidosauria; Squamata; Lacertidae. The coding region runs from base 106 to 717 and encodes 203 amino acids.